Dermacentor silvarum is the source of this 643-nucleotide messenger RNA. RefSeq names its product V-type proton ATPase subunit F-like (gene Vha14-1). The record is from RefSeq and is a predicted model, not a curated record. Bases 147 to 506 code for a protein of 119 amino acids. Gene Ontology annotation, molecular function: proton-transporting ATPase activity, rotational mechanism. NCBI's taxonomy places the organism in Eukaryota, Metazoa, Arthropoda, Arachnida, Ixodida, Ixodidae. Gene Ontology annotation, biological process: proton transmembrane transport. The transcript is spliced from 5 exons. Gene Ontology annotation, cellular component: proton-transporting V-type ATPase, V1 domain; membrane.
CAGCGUCUCCGGCACCCCUGGACGACAAAAUUGAAGACACCCAGCGGGGCUUGUCCGGUCCGAACUUCGCCGCUCAGCUGCUCGACAUCUCGUGACUCUACGAGGUUCCCAGUGCCGUCAGGGUAGUUUUCGGCUCACAGCAAGCCAUGGCCGCAAGGGGAAAACUCAUUGCUAUUAUAGGGGACGAGGACACCUGUGUUGGAUUUCUUCUCGGAGGAAUUGGGGAGAUCAACAAGCAAAGACAGCCAAACUUCAAAGUUGUUGAUAAGAAUACAAGUGUAUCAGAAAUAGAAGAGUGCUUCAAGAGUUUCGUUAAGCGCGGAGAUGUGGAUAUUAUACUCAUAAAUCAAAACAUCGCUGAAAUGAUCAGACAUGCCAUCGACUCCCACACACUGUCAAUACCAGCAGUUCUGGAAAUUCCAUCCAAAGAUCAACCCUACGACCCGACCAAGGACUCCAUCCUGCGGCGAGCAAAGGGGAUGUUUACAACUGAAGAUUACAAGUAGCAGUCUUUUUUUUUUUUUUUGUGCUUUCCUGUAAUCAAGAGAUGCCUCUCCAUUCCAAAAAAAGAAAAAAAAUCAUCCCUGUAGGGAUUUGUUUGGUCAUUGUAAGUGUUAUAUGUAUUAAAGUCUAAUAUAGUGUC